Molecule: messenger RNA, 2772 nt
Organism: Hemisphaericaspora subhashii
Lineage: Eukaryota; Fungi; Ascomycota; Pichiomycetes; Serinales; Debaryomycetaceae
Gene: PMR1
Product: Ca(2+)/Mn(2+)-transporting P-type ATPase
Exons: 1
Coding region: 1-2772 (923 amino acids)
Biological process (GO): calcium ion transmembrane transport; intracellular calcium ion homeostasis; manganese ion transport
Cellular component (GO): endoplasmic reticulum; Golgi membrane; plasma membrane
Molecular function (GO): P-type calcium transporter activity; ATP hydrolysis activity; ATP binding
Source: RefSeq, a predicted model, not a curated record
AUGACUGAUAAUCCGUACGAACUAAGACCAAUUCAAGCACCAUCCAGAACAAGCACACCAUCGAUUAAGUUUUCACAGAAAUCAAUCGAAGACACAGCAUCUGAAUUACAAACCAACCUUAUCCAUGGGUUAUGUAACAGUCAAGACAUCUUGAAUAGAAGAUCCAUACAUGGUGUCAAUGAAUUAGCAGGUGAAGAAGCAGAAAGUUUGCUAAUGAAAUUUAUAUCUUCCUUUUAUUCAGAUCCAUUGAUUUUAUUAUUGAUAGGUUCUGCUAUAGUAAGUUUUUGGAUGGGUAAUAAAGAUGAUGCCAUUUCAAUCACAUUAGCAAUUACAAUUGUUGUAACAGUCGGGUUUGUUCAAGAAUAUAGAUCUGAAAAAUCUUUAGAAGCAUUAAAUAAAUUAGUACCAGCAGAGGCUAAAUUAACUAGAAAUGGAAAUACAUCAACAGUAUUAGCAUCUACUUUAGUUCCUGGAGAUUUAGUUCAUUUUUCACAAGGUGAUAGAAUACCCGCCGAUGUUAGAUUAACCGAAGCAGUAUAUUUGACUAUUGAUGAAAGUAAUUUAACAGGAGAAAAUAAACCAGUUAAAAAGAAUGUUCAAUCACUUGUAUUAAAUGGAUCAGAUGCCCCCACUGUGACUGAAAGAAGUUCAAUUGCUCAUAUGGGUACAUUAGUCAGAGAUGGACAUGGUAGUGGGAUUGUUAUCGCAACUGGACCAAGUACCGUGUUUGGUAGUGUAUUUGCUAUGAUGUCAGAAAUUGAAAAACCAAAGACUCCAUUACAACAAGCUAUGGAUAAAUUAGGUAAAGAUUUAUCCAUUUUCAGUUUUAUUGUUAUUGGUAUCAUUUGUUUAAUUGGGAUUUUCCAAGGAAGAGCUUGGUUAGAUAUGUUCCAAAUUUCAGUUUCAUUAGCCGUUGCUGCCAUUCCAGAAGGUUUACCUAUUAUUGUCACUGUAACUUUAGCUCUUGGGGUUUUGAGAAUGGCCCGUCAAAAAGCUAUUGUUAGAAGAUUACCAAGUGUCGAAACUUUAGGUUCCGUUAAUGUCAUUUGUUCUGAUAAAACCGGAACUUUAACUCAAAAUCAUAUGACCGUCACUAAAAUAUGGGCAACUGAUUUUAAAGGAAGUUUCAAUAGUCCGUUUUUAUUUGUGGAAAGACUUGAUGAUAAUACUUUACAUCACCAAUUGACCGGAAAUAUCCGUAAGACUUUAGAUUGUGCCAAUAUCUGUAAUAAUGCCAGAUAUUCUACUGAAAAUGAAAGAUAUGUUGGAAAUCCAAGUGAUAUUGCUCUUGUUGAAUGUUUACCCCAUUUCGGAUUAGAAGAUACCAGAGGUACCAAGGAAAGACUUUAUGAAUUACCAUUCUCAUCCAAUAGAAAAUAUAUGGCUGUUUGUGUUCAUAGUGGUGAUUCUGAAAAAGCAGAAACUAUAGCAAAAGGUGCAACUGAAAAGAUUUUAAAACUUUCCAAUAGAUAUUAUGAUGAGCAUGAAAAUAUUAGACCUUUGACCAAAGAAAUUGAAGAUAUUAUUCAUGAAAAAUCACGUACGUUAGCUAGUGAUGGUCUUAGAGUAUUGGGAUUCGCUAAAUCCAGUAAGAAAUUUAUCAAUGAAAAAGAUGAACAUAAUGAACCUUCAGAUUUAAUUUUCUGUGGUUUGAUCGGUAUGAAAGAUCCACCAAGACCAAAUGUUGGAAAAUCAAUUGCUAUGUUAAUGAAAGGUGGAGUUCAUGUUAUUAUGAUUACUGGUGAUUCCCCAUCUACCGCAAUGAAUAUUGCCAGACAAAUCGGGAUGCCAAUUAUUGGAGACCAUUCUGUCAUGACUGGUGAUCAGAUUGAUACUUUAAGUGAAGCUGCUUUGGCUGAUGCCAUUCAUGAUGUUUCUGUUUUCGCCAGAACCACUCCAGAACAUAAAGUUGCCAUCGUUAAAGCUCUUCAAAGAAGAGGUGAUAUUGUUGCAAUGACUGGGGAUGGUGUUAAUGACGCGCCAGCAUUAAAGCUUGCUGAUAUCGGUAUUGCUAUGGGUAAGAAUGGUACUGAUGUUGCCAAAGAAGCAGCUGAUAUGGUUUUGACUGAUGAUGAUUUCUCCACUAUUUUAAGUGCAAUUGAAGAAGGAAAAGGUAUUUUUAAUAAUAUUCAAAAUUUCAUUACUUUUCAAUUAUCAACUUCUAUUGCGGCAUUGACUUUAAUUGCAUUGUCUACAUUCUUUGGAUUACCUAAUCCAUUAAAUGCUAUGCAAAUUUUAUGGAUUAAUAUAUUGAUGGAUGGACCACCAGCUCAAUCUUUAGGUGUUGAGCCUGUUGAUCAUGAAGUUAUGAAUAAACCACCAAGAAAACGUAACGAUAAGAUCUUAACCAAACAACUCAUUCAUCGUGUCUUACAAUCAGCAGCCAUGAUUAUUAUUGGGACAUUAUAUAUUUUCAUCAAAGAAAUGACGGAUAAUGAAAUUACCGCCAGAGAUACCACCAUGACAUUCACCUGUUUUGUAUUCUUUGACAUGUUUAAUGCAUUAUCAUGUCGUCAUUAUUCAAAAUCAAUAUUUGAAAUGGGAAUCAAGAAUCAAAUGUUUAAUUUUGCCGUUGCUGGUUCAAUAAUUGGACAAUUAUGUGCAAUUUAUGUUCCAUUUUUCCAAAGCAUUUUCCAAACUGAAGCAUUGUAUUUUAUUGAUCUUGUACAUUUAUUAAUUUUAACCAGUUCGGUCUUUGCUUGUGAUGAAAUUAGAAAGUAUUUACUUAGAAGAAGAACAAUGUAUAAUAGCACCUAUAAUUAUGGAGUGUGA